Molecule: messenger RNA, 882 nt
Organism: Trypanosoma grayi
Lineage: Eukaryota; Euglenozoa; Kinetoplastea; Trypanosomatida; Trypanosomatidae
Exons: 1
Coding region: 1-882 (293 amino acids)
Source: RefSeq, a predicted model, not a curated record
AUGGCUCCCGGCGAUUCUUCGCAUUUCAUUGCGGCAGGCGGAUGCGUGGGUCUGAACUUGGAGGCGGCAAGCGGCACAGCAACGCCGGUAAGCGGCUUGAGGCUGCAGAACGCCGCACACAACCGUACCAUCUCUCAAGACUUCGCCAAGUUCUGUGCAAUGGGCGCGGAGCGAGUGGGAAACGAAUCGGGGCAGUACAUCACCGUGCUCAUACCGAACUCUACUCCUGUAGCGCGGGCAUUGGCAAACAUGCAACCACAGGGACUCCAGCAACAUCAAUACCAUCAUUCACGUGAGAAGUCCUGUUCUCACUCUGGCUAUUCUACCGCAAUGCCGCUAACAGGAAACCGAACUUCUGUCCUGUUCACGCCUGGUGAAAAGGAUGUAUGCUGUGGGGUUACAGGUGCCAUCUCUGAGGGCAUCCUUGUGAAGUCCCAAACGCAUUCACCGCAGUUUUCUUUUGAUCUUGACACCCACAACACAUCGGAGGCGAGUAUUCUCUGUCCCGUUCCAGAGGGUGACGAAAAUGUUUGCUUUGUUUUCGAGGGACACUCGGAGCCUAUAGACGUGUUCCUGUCGUAUCUCUCCCCCGUCCAUUACAACGCCCUGGGACUGGCGGAAGAUCGCCUCCCAUCAAAUAGCGAUCAGCAACAAGAGCUGCAACAGCAGCCUUGUGGAACUAUAUUACACACAAGAAGUUCUUCUACUCUCGACCAUGAUGUGUCUCUGCCGUUCCUUAAAAAAGCAACUUCCGACACUUCGUUGCAGCGGUUCGCAACUGCCGCCAGUGGUCAUCUGCGCCGUGCACUAAGUCGAGGGGAGAAGAAAGAAGAAGGAGUGGAACAUCAAGAGAAAUGUUUAGGGGGUGAUGGGUGUGUGUAG